Molecule: messenger RNA, 3401 nt
Organism: Zootoca vivipara (common lizard)
Lineage: Eukaryota; Metazoa; Chordata; Lepidosauria; Squamata; Lacertidae
Gene: PHF6
Product: PHD finger protein 6
Cellular component (GO): nucleus
Molecular function (GO): histone deacetylase binding; histone binding
Source: RefSeq, a predicted model, not a curated record
UGCGUGCGUGCUUGCGUCAAGCUUGGCGGCGGCGGCAUCUUCUUCUCCUCCUGCUGCUGCUUCUUCUUCUGCGGAGCCUCCGGAGAAAAAGGGCGGUUGAAGCCCAGCGAGGAGCUGCGAAGGCGGCAGCGGCAGCAGCCGGACCCGUCUGAGAGGAGCUCUUUCCCGCCCAGCCCCCGGCUGCCCAUCCCGAAGCCGACCUGGCUUGAAGUAGCACUCUCCGAACUGCUGCAAGAAUCAUGUCGGCAGCAGCUGGGCAGAAGAAGGGACCCGGCCGGCAGCGCAAGUGCGGCCUCUGCAGGUCCAACAAGGAUAACGAAUGUGGGCAGCUCCUGUUCUCUGAAAACCAGAAGGUGGCGGCGCAUCAUAAGUGCAUGCUUUUUUCAUCUGCCUUGGUAUCGUCGCCCUCCGAUAACGAGAGUCUCGGGGGCUUUUCCGUUGAUGACGUUGAAAAGGAAAUAAAAAGGGGCACCAAGCUGAUGUGCGCCUUAUGCCACUGCCCCGGAGCAACUGUGGGUUGCGACGUCAAAACCUGCCACAAGACAUAUCACUACUAUUGUGCGUUGCACGACAAGGCUCAGAUCCGAGAGAGACCUUCUCAAGGCAUUUACAUGAUAUUAUGUCGAAAGCACAAGAAAGCGCCGCACAACUCUGAAGAUUUAGGAGAAGAUUUGAACGAACGGAAUGAGUCGGAGGCGCCCCCUCCCAAGAAGAAGGGGCGCAAAGGAAGGCCCAGAAAAUUGAGCCCCCGAGGGCAGCCAGAAGAUAGCCGAUCCACAUCUUCGCACGGCACAGACGAUGUAGAAAGCAGUUCUUACAGAGACAGGUCGCCGCACCGAAGCAGCCCCAGCGACGCGAAACCGAAAUGCGGGUUCUGCCACGCGGGCGAAGAAGAAAACGAAGCCCGGGGGAAGCUUCAUAUCUUCAAUGCGAAAAAGGCCGCAGCGCAUUACAAGUGCAUGCUGUUCUCUUCUGGCACUGUGCAAUUGACGACCACAUCGAGGGCCGAGUUUGGCGACUUUGACAUUAAAACUGUCCUUCAAGAAAUCAAACGGGGGAAGAGAAUGAAAUGCACCCUUUGUAGCCAAUCUGGCGCAACAAUUGGGUGUGAAAUCAAGGCCUGUAUCCGGACUUACCAUUACCACUGCGGAGUGCAAGACAAAGCGAAAUACAUUGAGAACAUGUCGCGAGGAAUUUACAAGCUUUACUGCAAAAACCACAGCGGCAACGAUGAGCGGGAUGAAGAGGACGAAGAGCGAGAGAGCAGAAGUCGCGAGAGGUCAAUAGCGGACCACAGUGGAUUUUCUCAGCAGCUCAAUGGGAACUAGGUUCAAGUUAAACUGGGAAUGAAGAAGACAUCCACGAUUCAAAUUUUGUUUUUUUUUUGUUUUUAUAAAGUCUGAGAAGGGUUGGGAAACCCCCCCCCCUUCUUUCUUUUUUUUAACUGCCUGACUGUUAGAAAUGUCCUUGAUCUGCCAGAAGUGUGAGCCUUCAAUGAGCGGCGUGUCAAUAUUACGUUAGUUAGUUAGUCUGCAAGUGGAACGCUAUACAAGGAGAUGUCAAUGUGUACAGUGUCAAAACAACAAACAACAACAGACAUUGAAAUGGCAGGCACGGUUUCUGGACGAAAUGACUCUUCCGAGAUACGGAAUGUGACUUUGGGCAGCAAGGGAAAAGGCGGGAGGUUUAACGCGCAAAGCGGACCCGACUGCGCCAUAGGAAGGCUGCAAGGAGGUUCAUUUUGCAUCCGCCUCCACUUGCGGACCGUGGAGGGGAACUGUGUUCCCCUCUUUUGCAGAAGCGCACAGCGCGUAGGGGAAAAAAGAAGAAACUCAACCCGUCUUAAGAGUUCCUGCUUACUAUGGGAUUUAGCCUCCUUUAUUGGGCACCGUACCUCGAUUGCUCUGCGCCGCCGCGUGGAACGCAUCAUGUUUUGUCCAAAAAAUAAAAUAUGUCCAGAUCCCCUAUGCUGUAAGAAGAAUGCAGAAUAAGAUUUUGGUUUUUUGUGUGUGUGUGCGUUCUUUUUUUUCUAUAUGGAAAGAGGUCAGUAUUUAUUUUGAGUCUUGCGACCACUAUGUGAGAAUGUUCUAGUAUUUGAUUAAGGCAGGCAUCCCCAAACUGCGGCCCUCCAGAUGUUUUGGCCUACAACUCCCAUGAUCCCUAGCUAACAGGACCUGUGGUUGGGGGAGAUGGGAAUUGUAGUCCAAAACAUCUGGAGGGCCGAAGUCUGGGGAUGCCUGUUCUAGUAUUUGAUUAAGGCUUCCUGGCAAAUCGGCAAGUUAAAUGCUGUUAAAAUCUUCCUAGUGCUCUCUGUCAGUGUCUAAUUUAUGCCAAGUCUUAACAUCCCCAGUUAUGAUGUCUUGGUAUUUUCUUCUGUUGCCCUAGUAAAGCCUACUGUUUUCAACACAACCAAUACACACGCAUGUGCAUGCACACACACACACACACACACACACUUGUUUGCAAGCUAGCAAGUUCACUCUAAAUGUGGGGCAAAGCUGCAAAAAGGAAUAUACUGGCCAUUGGUCAGAAAACCAGACUGUGGAUGUGGCAAAAAGCACUCCAGGAAUAUGACUUCUGUUUCCGACUUCCAUUUCUGAAUCCUUUUUGAGUUUCAAUUUAUUUUUGAUCCUUUUGUUUUCUUUUUAAAAUGCGUUUCAUUGAUGUGUUGAGGGGCUCAACUGUUGCGUCUAAGAACAAAUGCUCGACCUCAAUUUGGAAUUCAAUCCAGUUGCAUUUGAAAACGUCCUGGAGGAAAAGUUGUGUAUAAAAGUUGACUGCUCUUAUGCCAUUGACCAAUUUUUUAAAACGUUUUUUUUUUGUAUUGUAACAUUUAAGAUUAAAGGCGCAACUUGUACUGAAAUAGAUUUCCGCCAGGCUCUGCGCUCUUUCAAAAGUGGUGUGUGUGUGUGUGUGUGUGUUGUUGUUUAGUUGUUUAGUCGUGUCCGACUCUUCGUGACCCCUGGACCAUAGCACGCCAGGCACUCCUGUCUUCCACUGCCUCCCCUUUAAUCGUUUCUAAAUACACUCGUGAUUUAUUAUAUUAGAUCAGUGCUAGGAUUAUUUUACUUCUUUUGGGAAGCAGUCUCAAAGUCGAGGGCGAGUUGUGAUGCGUUCAGAAUGGACAUGAAAAAUGCCAGCAAAAUUCCAAACAAUUUGAGAAAAAGCCUACAGCCACACCACUCUGAAAGCACCCAAUCCCAUCGGAUCUCUGAAGUUAAUCAGGGUCGGGGCUGGUUAGUUGAUGGGAGACAAAGAAAAAUAUGCUGCUGUCAACCUCCAACCUCUGUAAUGACACCCAGGGACAAAGACGGUCGAAGCGGACACGGAGCAAUGGAUUCAAACUUCAAGGAAGAAGAUUCCACCUCAACAUGAGGAAGAACUUCCUGACAGUAAGAGCU